AUGUCAUACGAAAAGUGGCUAUUAGUUUGCAAACAAAAUCUAUUCAACAAUAAGACUACUGGCGCUGAUUGUCAACUGAAAGAGGAUGUCAUAUAUAGGCAUUCAUUUAAAUUGAGGCCAACUGUGGCUAUAAAUAAUGCAAAUACAUUAAGAAGCAGAAGUAAUGGAAACAAUAAUAAUAAUACUAAUAAAAGGCAUACUAAAGAUGCUAAGUAUUCAACAAAUUCAUUGCCAAUAAUAAAAGGGAAGUCAAUAGGAGGAGGAGGAGGAGGAGGUAAUCAUAAUACUAAUAGUAAAAUCAGAGAUUUAAAGUCAGCCAAAGCUGUAAAACCAGUUACCAGAGAAAAGCCUAAAGGGAUUACUGUUGUCAAAGACGACGACAACGACACCAACAAAAGCAAUAACAACAACAACAGUGAAUACGAGCUCUUAUUCAAGGGAUUAACUGAUCUAAAGACAAGAGCCGCCAGAAGUGUUUCGCUGCCAGAAAUUGUUUAUAAUAGAAGACGUCAACAACAAGUGUUUAAAGAGACGGAUAUCAGCGAUGAUGACGAUAAAGAAGAAGAAGUAGUGGUCGGAACAACCGAUUCGCAUCAUUUGAUGAACAAUAUUAGACGUCGUGUUUCACAGAUUAUUGAUUCGCAUGUUUUAACUGAUUUGAUGGCCAGAAAACAAGACAACAAACUAAUUACUGAUGAACUAAACAACACUGAGGAAGACAAUAAAAGUUUUGAUACACCAAACAUGUUGUCUUCAUUUUCGCCUCAGUCGAUGUCGAUGUCAGCAAAAGAAGAUGAUGUCAUAAAAAACAAAUAUUUUGAUGAUUUAGAUAAGUUGUUAUCGUCGUCAUCGUUGUCAUCUGAAAGUCAUCGACAAAUUAGUAGCAAAUCAAGUGGUAAUACAAAGAAAUGGUGGACAACAACAACAACAAUAAAAAAGUCUUCCGAAGAUAAUACUAGUAGUAAAUCUCAAGAACUCAAGAUAACUGAUUCAAUCAAUAACAGUGAUUAUAGUUAA
This is a messenger RNA of Oppia nitens, 1017 nucleotides long. RefSeq lists its product as uncharacterized. Lineage: Eukaryota; Metazoa; Arthropoda; Arachnida; Sarcoptiformes; Oppiidae. Bases 1 to 1017 code for a protein of 338 amino acids. The transcript has 2 exons. The record is from RefSeq and is a predicted model, not a curated record.